AUGGCGGAUGGAGAGCGCUCCCCUCUGCUCUCGGAUCUCGGGGAUGGAGGGGGUAUGGGCGCUGCAGUGGGCCCCGGAGCACCUUCACCAGGUAGUGCUCUUCCCUCAGCUCCUCCGUACGGGGUACCCGGACCCACCCCCAGCAACAAGCCGCAAGGAUUUCCUGUGUUCCCAGCAGGUCAUGUGUUACCUAGUGAGGACCCUCCACCUUAUUCACCGCUGACAAGUCCUGAAAGUGGCUCUGCUCCUAUGAUAACAUGUAGGGUUUGCCAGUCACUCAUCAAUGUGGAAGGCAAAAUGCAUCAGCAUGUAGUGAAAUGUGGGGUCUGCAAUGAGGCCACGCCCAUAAAGAAUGCCCCCCAGGGGAAGAAGUAUGUUCGUUGUCCAUGCAACUGCCUGCUCAUUUGUAAAGUCACCUCCCAGAGGAUAGCCUGCCCUAGGCCAUACUGUAAACGAAUCAUUAACCUUGGCCCAGUUCAUGCUGGACCCCUCAGCCCAGAGCCACAGCCUGUCGGAGUACGAGUCAUCUGUGGACACUGCAAGAACAAUUUUCUGUGGACAGAUUUUUCAGACCGGACGCUGGCGCGCUGCCCGCACUGCCGGAAAGUCUCCUCUAUUGGACUGAGGUACCCACGAAGGAGAUGUGUGUGCUGCUUCUUAAUGGGAUUUGUCUUUGCUUUGGCUGCCGCUGGACUUGUGGCGGGUACUUGGACGUUGGCACGCAAAUAUGGUGGAAUCUAUGCCUCUUGGGCGCUGUUGCUGCUGUUGGUAUUGAUAUGCAUUGGGCGUGCCAUUUAUUGGGCAUGCAUGAGAGUCAGUCACCCCAUCCAGAGCUUCUCAUGA
This is a messenger RNA of Staurois parvus, 843 nucleotides long. The record is from the annotation of a GenBank genome assembly. Lineage: Eukaryota; Metazoa; Chordata; Amphibia; Anura; Ranidae.